This is a messenger RNA of Quercus robur (English oak), 711 nucleotides long. RefSeq lists its product as uncharacterized. The transcript has 3 exons. Bases 29 to 463 code for a protein of 144 amino acids. NCBI's taxonomy places the organism in Eukaryota, Viridiplantae, Streptophyta, Magnoliopsida, Fagales, Fagaceae. The record is from RefSeq and is a predicted model, not a curated record.
GCAGCUGAAGAAAGAAAAAGAAACUAUCAUGAGCGAGAGGUUACAUAACGCUCCCAUGAAAGCUCUUGAUUAUUGGGUGGACUGCUCUGUUAGACAGAUAUGGAAUGCUCACUCUGAACAUGAAGCCAGAGUUAAUGGUACAAGAUUGUUCAAGACUCUCAUGAACGAGAUCAAAACAAAUGCAGACACUGUCGAGAAAUGUCAUCUUCAGUUAGCCAAAGAUAUGCAAUUGGAUGAGAAUUAUCAUCAAUAUGAUCAUGAAGCUCUUGCUCUCCAGCGAGAAGUGGAUGCAAAAAAUGUACAUCUGAAUGAGUAUGAAGAACAUCUGAACUUGGACUUGCAACAUCAGAGGCAAGUGGUGUCCCAGUACGAGGAUUGGCUGCGUGCACUUCAGGUGGAAAAUAAUGAAUUGACAACACAACUAAACCUGGCUCAGCAAAGAAGGUACUUCCCAAGGCAAUAAUUCACUUCCAUGUAUCGAGAUGAUGACUUUAAUUGAUUCUUGGAUAUGUUAAUUUGGCCUAAUGGGUGGUUAGUAUGUGAGUGCUUUCAUCUGUGGAAAAGGUAGUGCUAUUUAUCUGCAGGCACUACAAAUGGUGUCUGCCGUCCCAGUUGGUUUAGUUUCAUUUGAAUAAACCAUUAAGGAUUACUUCUCUUUAAAGUUUGAAUCUUCGAAUUCAAUAUUGAACUUUUAUAGUUUUGGACUUUGGU